This is a messenger RNA of Trichoplusia ni (cabbage looper), 1709 nucleotides long. It is a transcript of the gene Sec22, whose product is annotated as vesicle-trafficking protein SEC22b. Gene Ontology annotation, molecular function: SNAP receptor activity. Gene Ontology annotation, biological process: vesicle fusion with Golgi apparatus; endoplasmic reticulum to Golgi vesicle-mediated transport; retrograde vesicle-mediated transport, Golgi to endoplasmic reticulum. Gene Ontology annotation, cellular component: SNARE complex; ER to Golgi transport vesicle membrane; Golgi membrane. The transcript is spliced from 4 exons. NCBI's taxonomy places the organism in Eukaryota, Metazoa, Arthropoda, Insecta, Lepidoptera, Noctuidae. The record is from RefSeq and is a predicted model, not a curated record. The coding region runs from base 186 to 839 and encodes 217 amino acids.
GUUGUUGUCAUGUCAGAUGCUUUGACGUGUAUUCCCAGCUGUCAAGUUAUAGCUAACUCACAUCACAUUUUGUUUUCCAAUUUUCUAAUAAUGAGAAAGAAAAAAUAAAAAGUGCAGUGCGAAAAUCUUACUUCAACAUACAUUUGUUUAUAUGUUUACGUGAGAGACAAUUAUAAUUUUUAAAAAUGGUUCUCAUGACUAUGAUCGCGAGGGUCGUAGACGGUCUCCCUCUGGCCGCUACUAUGCAGGAGGAUGAACAGAGCGGGUGCAAUGUUCUGGAGUACCAAAAUCAGGCUAAAAUGCUGUUUAGAAAACUAGGCCCGCAGUCACCGACACGUUGCUCCAUCGAAACUGGGCCCUAUCUCUUCCAUUACUUAAUUGAGCACGAGAUAUGCUAUCUGGUGUUGUGUGAGCGUAACUACAGCAAGAGGCUAGCCUUCAGCUAUCUAGAAGAAAUAGCACAAGAGUUCUACCAACAGUACGGGAAACGGGUGAACACGGUGACCCGGCCCUACACGUUCAUCGAGUUCGACACGUGGAUGCAGCGCGCGCGGCGGCAGUACGCGGAGGGCGGCGCGCGCGCGCGGCGCGCCGGGGCCGCGGCCAGCCUGGGCGGCCAGCUGGGCGACGUGCAGCGCAUCAUGAUGCAGAACAUCGACGACGUGCUGCAGCGCGGCGCCAUCCUCUCCGAGCUCGACACCAAAACACAGAACCUGUCCAUGAUGUCCUCUAAGUACAAGAAGGAUGCCACAUACCUUAACACAAAGUCUAUGCUGGUGAAGGUGACGGCGGGGGCUGUCAUCCUUCUCGUCUUCGUUCUAUACUUCUGGGUGCUUUAGGUUGCCCUGGACCAAAUUUGGUACAUGACUACUUUCUGCAAUAUCACUCAAAGAUGCCAACUUCGAUAUAUUACUUAUGUCAAUGUACAUCACUUCUAUUUAUAUUUUCUGAAAGGAAUAUUUUAAAUGUGUAUAUUUUGUCAAUCUUCCAACACUUCUUCUAAUUUUAUUCCUGUAUUAGGAAUUAUAUCUUACUUCAAACCUCAUACAUCUCUUGUGAUAUUGCAGACAUACUGAUAUUCCACAGAGGAGAGUUCUGUUAUAGUUAAAUUGCCUUUCAAAGCUAUAAUAGUACACAAGGAAUAUUCAAGUAAACUAAAGGAAAAUAAUAUUUUUUAUGUGAUUAGUCUGGAGUUUUGUAAGUAGAGACAUACUAUGGAAAAAUAGAAGUAAAUGCUGAAUCUGGAUCCCUUAUUUAAGAAUAAUUUCUUUUUGCAAUAAUAAUACCUAGUUUAAGGUAAUUUGGUUCAUAUUCUAUUAUUUGUCCAUCUACCAUUUCUUCCUAGGGUUAAAAGUGUAUUAUGAGUGGUAUUUUCUUACUGGUAUAAUAGUGUUCUGGUAAAGCUGCUUCGAUUUACUCAUAAGGAUUACAAUGAACCCAUAAAAGGCAUUCCAAGCAAUAUAAAUAUUUUGCAUAAAAAUUGUACCAAAAAUUUAUUAUUGGAACCAAUAAUUUUUUUAGUUGGAGUGUUUUAGAGUUCUAAAAUACAUAUGGCUGUAUUUUAAUCUCCAGAAGUAAAUCUCUGUAUGUAUGCCCAACAUAAGUUUUUUAAAAAGCGUAGCACGCUUGGUGAUGGAAUGUUAUGAAUUUUAUCACAUAUUGUUAAUAUUGUAUUUAUUUUAAGAUUUAAUAAAUAUGCAUUCUUUCGA